AUGAUCGUUGAAGCGUUUUCUGGAACCCAGGCGGGGUUGUCAGCGUUGGCCGCCAAAAACGGUAUUGGGGCGAAAUCGGAAUUGCAAGCUGCUGCGCAGGCACUUGGCGCAUCUGUCGCAGCAGUGGAGGUGGCCGAUCAUUUGGACAAGAAGCUUCAAGACCUUGCAUCAUGCCAGCGCAAAGCAUUCUUGGUGCCUUCAAACAGAGGUUUGUCCGGAACCGAUCCUGCAUUGGCCCGACCCGACGAAGAAUGCGUUUAUCUAGUUGGGAACUCUCUGGGACUUCAACCAGCCCGAACCAGAGAACUGGUUGGGGAGGAGCUGGACAAGUGGGCAAAGUGGGGGGUUAAUGGACAUUUCACAGGGGACAGGCCGUGGAUGCCAAUUGACGAGAAUGUCAUUGAGCAGAGCGCAGCCAUUGUCGGAGCAGAAAAGUCUGAGGUGGCCGUCAUGAACAGUCUCACGGUGAAUUUGCAUUUGCUCUUUGUCUCAUUUUAUAGGCCAGCAGGCCAGCGCAAUAGAAUUUUGUACGAGGCAAGCGCUUUCGGGUCGGACUACUUCGCCUUUGAGUCCCAGGCACGUCUACAUGGCCUCGAUCCGAGGAAUGUGCUCCUUCCCGUGAAGGCGCGUCCCGGAGAGGAGCUACUACACACUGAAGACAUUGUGGCAGCUAUACACGCCGCUGGAGACAGUCUUGCAGUCGUUUGCUUGGGAACUGUACAGUACUACACGGGUCAAUACUUUGAUGUGGAAUCCAUCACAAAGGCGGCCCACGCUGUAGGAGCAAAGGCAAUUUGGGACUGCGCGCAUGCUGUUGGAAAUGUAGACUUGAAGCUACACCAAUGGGACGUAGACGGUGCCUGCUGGUGCAACUACAAGUAUCUCAACGCCGGUCCUGGGGCCAUCGGUGGCUUCUUCGUGCACAAGAAGCACCAUGACCAAGGACUGCCCUUGUUGGCAGGAUGGUGGGGUCAGAAGCAGGCUGUUCGCUUCAACAUGGAUCACAAAUGGGAUCCUGAGGUCGACGCCGGAGCUUGGAGGCUGUCCAAUCCACCAGUCCUGCAGACGGUCUCCUUGCUUGCAAGCUUGGAGAUAUUCUCCAGGACAACAAUGUCGGAGCUUCGGGGCAGGUCAAUGCUGUUGACAGCCUACCUGGAGCUGCUGAUUGCUGACCUGGUGGGGAAACAUCUCUCUGUUAUUACACCGGAAUGCCCCUCCUCCCGCGGUUGCCAGCUGAGUCUGAAGUUCCAGGAGGAGAGUUCAUGUUUGGCAACUUUUGCUGCGCUAGAGAAGCGUGGCAUUGUUGUAGAUCACAGGAAGCCCAACGUAAUUCGCGUUGCCCCAGCUCCUCUCUACAACUCCUUCAAUGAUGUGCACAAGUUCUGCACCGCGCUACGAGAAGCGCUACAGGAGGUUGCUGAGCCUCCAGCGAAGCGAACAAAGGUGUGA
Symbiodinium natans is the source of this 1449-nucleotide messenger RNA. Lineage: Eukaryota; Dinophyceae; Suessiales; Symbiodiniaceae. The record is from the annotation of a GenBank genome assembly.